AGGUGUCCAGGGGUGUUUUGUGGGAUCACCUUUUCCAUUCCCCCCCACUGGACCCUCCCCAGGUAUUUGAGAAGGAGCCUCCCCUUCCCGGGGUUCCCUUCCCCUCCCAGGCCUCUGGAUCCAGGUGUUCCAUGGACCCACCUUUAUCCCUCGAGUCCAGCGAUGGACACAGGGCCCAAGGAGGUUUUUUUGGGAUCACCUUUCUGUCCCCCUGCCCACCUGGGGGGGGACACACCUGUCCCUCCUUCCCAGGCUCGCCUGGCUGACAGAUCCUCCGUGGGAUGCUGGUUCCAUAAAUGCUGGAAGCUCCGUGGGAGCUGUAUCCCAGAUUUCCCUGAGGAACCCAAAUUUUCCACCUUUUGUCCCAAAAACCCAGAGCUGGGUGUUGGGAAUGUCAGCAAUGACCUGGGAUGGACCCAAAUCCCUGGGGAAUCCAUGGACCCUCCAGCUGCUGAGCCGAAUCCGUGGGGAACACAUUGGAAAACUGGACCCAUUCCUUAAGGAUCCAGACUGCCAAAAUCUUCCUGGUGACCAUCCCAAAAUCCCAUUUUUGGGUUAAUUUGCCCCAGUUCCUGCCCUGGAUUAACACCUGGAUUCACUGGUGGUCCCAGACCCUUUCUGGGUGGGUUCCUGCUGGAUUCCCUGCUGGGGCAUCCUGAUCCCAGAGGGAUGGGGCACUUGGAAUUCCAUCCUGGUUCCUGUGUCACCGUCCUGGGAGGCUCAGGGUGCUGCAAUGGGAUAAUCUGAAUUCCACCCAGUCCCAAACUGGGAUGGGGUUGGGAUGUUCCCGUUCCCAUCGGGCUCUGCUCAUCCCACAAGUCUCUCCCAGAGUGACUCUUCCCUGCUCACGGAUCAUUCCCACUCUCUUCCCAUCCUUUAAUAUCCUGGAUCCCUGCUUGUGCCACCUCUGAUCCCUCAAAACCGUGGGAAUCAUCCAGAGGAUCCAUUUUUGGCUCUGGAUUUUUAUGGGAAUCUCAUUAUCAUAAAAAAAAAAUAAAAUUGCUGCUGGAGGCUGGGGAAUGCAGGCAGGAAUUCUUGAGAAUCCUCCAGUUCCUCAAGCCCUGGAGCUAGGUGGGAUUUUUGGGAGCCAUCCCAGAAUCCACAGGAUGCUCGGAGGACUGGAAAACCAGAGAAUGAUUCCUGAUUCCUUGGAAUAGCUGGAAGUGAAAGGGUUGGUCAGUGCAGGGUUUGGUGCUCACCUGGACCAGGUGGGACGGAGGAGGAGCCCAGGGGCGGGUCUGAGGUGGGAGGUGAUUCCCGAGGGGUGAUUCCCACAUUCCACCUCUCCCAAAAAAACGGGACAGCCUGGAGCAGGGGGUUUUUUUGGGGUUAAUUCCUGCUGAUUCCAUCAGAUCCCAGCUUGUCCCCACCCCCCUUGGAUCAUCUUUCAGCCGGGAGGUUUUCCAGAUCAGCUCCUGUGGUUGUGGGAAUCCCAAACUCUCCUGAUCCGUUCCUUGCUCCAAAGGGUGGUCCCGUCCCCGACCCCGCUGGGGUCUCCAUGCGAGCCGAGCCCCGAUGGCCGCGGUCCCGAGCGCCGGGAUCAAGCACAAGCUGGAGGAUGCGGGAUCGGGAUUGGGAUCGGGAUCGGGGGGAUCCAGCGGCUCCACCUCGGAUGACGAGAUCGCCACGAGCGACAGCGGCGACAGCUGCGACAGCGGCAGCUCCGGCAGCACCGGGCCCCCGUCCAUCCUGCGGCGCUCGCGGGCGCGCCGGGCCGGGAAGCGCGUGCGCUUCGCCCAGGUCACCGUGUACUACUUCGCCCGGCGCCAGGGCUUCACCUGCGUGCCCAGCGCCGGCGGCAGCUCCCUGGGCAUGGCCCCGCGGCACCACCGCGCCCGCAGGUACAGCCUCAGCCAGUUCGCUCACCUGCGCCAGGUGAGCCACCGGCAGCACCUGCGGCAGCACCUCCGCAGGGAGAAACUGCGCGCCAGGAGGAGGGAGCUGACCCAGAACGGGACGGUGCCCUCGGCCGAGGCUGCGGGGCUGACCUUGGCUGACGUGUCCGACGACGACCUGGACGUGGGGCAGGUGGAGGUGGGCGAUUACUUCUACCUGCAGCCGCUGCCCACCAAGCGGCGCCGGGCGCUGCUCCGCGCCUCGGGCGUGCGCAGGAUCGACGCCGAGGAGCGCCAGGAGCUGCGGGCGCUGCGCCUGUCCCGCGAGCAGUGCGGCUGCCUGUGCCGCCUCACCUGCGAGCCGCGCACCUGCGCCUGCAGCCAGGCCGGCAUCCAGUGCCAGGUGGAUCGCACGUCGUUCCCGUGCGGCUGCUCCCGGGAUGGCUGCGGGAACGUGGCCGGGCGCAUCGAGUUCAACCCCCUGCGCGUCCGCACCCACUUCCUGCACACCCUGAUGAAGCUGGAGCUGGAGAACCGGCGCGAGGAGGAGGAAGAGGAGGGAGCGGCCGCACCCCCCGGGCCCACCUGGCCGCCCCCACAGCCCCCUGAGACUCAGGACUUCCAGGAGUACCUGGCGGAGAACGAGAGGGCAGUGCUGCACCUGCAGACGGCCGAGGAGCUGGAGAGGCUGAAGGCUGAGGAAGACUCUGGAAGCAGCUCUGGGGGAGAGGGGGGUGGAGUCUGCAUGCUGGGGGAGCACCUGGAUGACACCUGGCAGGUGAAACCUCCCCCGUGCCCUGGGCUCAGCCCCAGCAUCCUCAUCCCAGCCCAGUUCCCGCUGGAAUCUUCUGUGCUGUGCUACCCCCCGGGGCAGCCGGCCCAGGUGGGCUCCCAGCCUUACCUGGCCGAUGCACCUGGGCUCUACUGCCAGCUGGAGCCACGGGCGGGUGCCAAGGGUGGGAGUGGCCACAUGGAGCACCCAGCUCCAGCCUCCAGCCCCCCCGGGAAGGAGCUGGGGGUCCCACCUGUCCCCGCUGCUGCAAGCAAGGGAGGAGCACCCCAAAAUCUCGCGGAGCACCUGGAGCACCCCCACCUGCCCAUAUGAGCGGCCUCAGGCCCUGUGGCUCCGUUAUUUAUUCCAUGGAUUGAUUAUUUAAUUGCUGGGGGCUGCUCUGGACAGAGGAUUUACCUGGCCCGGGGCCACGAGUCCUUCACUCACGUGGCAGGGGUCACCUGUGCCAGGACUCACCUGAGCUGCAGCCUCCUGGCUCCCGUGGCAGCUCUGUCCCUCCUGGCUGCCUCUGCUUUCCUUGUUUUUAAGGGAAAAACCCCUUUUUUCCCUAAUUCCAGUUUGUUUAAUGAAUGUUUCACCUGGGCCGCAUCCCAUCCCGCUUCAUCCGGGUGAUGCUCCCACUUACCUGGGAUGGAUUGGGAAACACCUGGAUCUGGCACAGGAGACCCAAGACCGGAGCUCCCAGACUCACCUGGAGAAUUUUGGGGGGUUUGAACCAGCUUCACCUCCUCAUUGGCUCCUCCAUCACCUGGAAUUGACCACCUGUACCUGUCAGAACCUUCUGGAAUGUUCCUUCACUUGCUGGGAGCUCCCUCCAGCAGCUGUUGAGGGGUUGGAGUGCCCCCCUCCAAGGACCAGGAUUUUGGAUUGUGAGGGUGCAGGAAUGUCCCCUGUCCCUCCCUGUCAUCCCGGCCCGUUCCUGGUGGGCUCUGUGCAUCCAGGUGCUCGUGGGCCGAUGCCAGCAGGACCAGAGCCCUGCAGGUGUGCCCAGGUGGCCCUGUUACCCCACGGAUGUGCUGCUCCUGCUCCUGCCUGGGGGGCUCAGCAAUGUCACCUGGCCCUGCCCUACCUGGUCCGUGAUCCCUCUGUUGGCUCCUCACCCAUCCCAGGUGAGCUCCAUCCAUCCGGGUGCCUCCCAUCUGCCUGUGCUUCCCAAAGAACCUGUACCUGCCACGCCAGCCCGCGGGAUCCGUCCCGGCGCCUCCCCGCGAUGCCGGCAGGAGCAGAGCCCUGCGGCUGUGCCCAGGUGUCCUGGUAUCCCUGUGGAUGUUCCCCCGCUUCCCGGAGCACCUGGAAUUCCUCCUGCUGCUCCUCAGGUGCUUCCUGCUCACCUGUGCUCCUUCUGACUCCAGGCAUCUCCCCUGGCAUCAGACUGGUCAGACUGGGAUGGAUUCAGGUUCUCCAGACUCACCUGGUCCUUCCAGCCCUUCCUUGGAGUGGGAUUCAUGGAAAACCCACCUGUGCUCCGGACCUUCCUGAGGCUCUGGGAUCUGUCUUGGGGUGAAACUUGUCAUUUCUGGGGCUGUUCCCUCUUUUUUGGGCUCCAGCCAGGUGAGAUCAACCUGGGCCAGGAGAAAUUCCAGCCUGGGAGGAGGCAGGAGUGGGGGAGAAUCGGGAUGUGGGGUGGGGCUGCCUGUUCUCCAGCCCGUCCCAGGUUGGGGCUGUGCCCUUGGGGUUUCCUCACCUGGAUGCUCUUGGAUUCUGGGAUCUGCUCACCUGGCUGGGUCUGGGCCCCAAAUCCUGCGUUCUGCUCGCCUGGACGCUCCCAGCCUGUGGGAUCUGCUCGCCUGGUUGGGUCUGUGCCCCUGGAUCUGCUCGCCUGGACACUCCCAGCCCCUGGGAUCCGCUCACCUGUUGGCUCUGUGCCUUCAGGACCUGCUCACCUGGAUGCUCCCGGACCCCGGGAUCAGCUGGGGGGGGGCACAGGGACCCAAAUCCCCCAAUCCAGCUGCUGCCACCCCUUUAUUUUCCUGACUUUUUUGAUUUAACUGUUGGCUUUUCCAGCAGUUUUCCCAGUUUUGGGGGUUGAGGAUCUCCUGCUGCUCCUGGGGGUCACCUGCCCCCCCGUGGGGGGGGG
Molecule: messenger RNA, 4705 nt
Organism: Corvus hawaiiensis (hawaiian crow)
Lineage: Eukaryota; Metazoa; Chordata; Aves; Passeriformes; Corvidae
Gene: CSRNP2
Product: cysteine and serine rich nuclear protein 2
Exons: 5
Coding region: 1516-2940 (474 amino acids)
Biological process (GO): regulation of transcription by RNA polymerase II
Cellular component (GO): nucleus
Molecular function (GO): DNA-binding transcription factor activity, RNA polymerase II-specific; sequence-specific DNA binding
Source: RefSeq, a predicted model, not a curated record